Galendromus occidentalis (western predatory mite) is the source of this 2643-nucleotide messenger RNA. Its product is annotated as kinesin-like protein KIF20A. The coding region runs from base 83 to 2629 and encodes 848 amino acids. The record is from RefSeq and is a predicted model, not a curated record. Gene Ontology annotation, biological process: spindle elongation; microtubule-based movement; mitotic spindle assembly. The transcript is spliced from 6 exons. Gene Ontology annotation, molecular function: ATP binding; microtubule binding; plus-end-directed microtubule motor activity. Lineage: Eukaryota; Metazoa; Arthropoda; Arachnida; Mesostigmata; Phytoseiidae. Gene Ontology annotation, cellular component: mitotic spindle; spindle microtubule; nucleus.
GUAUCCUCGAUCGAGCGGGGCUUCUCCAUGUCCCCUUGAUCGGUAUCGGGAUCAAUGCUUGAUUCCUGCCUAAGCAAGUGAAAUGACUCAGACAGAAUCGACACUCGAGGAACCUCGCCGAAUCGACUUCAGUCAGGCGAGUGAUGAUGAGUCGCGUCAAUGUAUUCCGGUCUAUCUGCGGAUCAAGCCGUCGGAGGACGAGGAAAUGUCGAUCAAGGUGAUCGACGACCAAACAGUGGAAACGAAUCAUGCAUACAGAUCGAAUAAGAGGGCCAAGUAUUCCCGGAUUUUCUCCGGGGAUGCAAGUCAGCAAGAAGUUUUCGAUGGCACAAGCGCUCAUUUGAUCAAGAAAUUUCAAGAAGGAGCCAACGUGAUGACAUUCGCUUACGGGGUGACCUCAUCCGGGAAAACUUUUACAAUCCUGGGCAGCCACGCCGAUCCUGGCAUCCUGCCGAGGAUGCUGAAUAUCAUUUUUAAACCUUCUCUCUCGGAUUUUGGAAAUAUCACACGAAGUUGCUAUCAGCCGUCGAAGUUUGACGGGAUCCAGGAUAUUUCGGAAGAGGACUACGACCUACUGGAAGAUAUGAAGAACUCCCUACUCUCGAAGGUGAAAGGGUCCACCAGGUCUUUCGACCAAUAUUCUUUCGCGGAAUCUCCACCGAACGACAGUUUCACCUCCAUACACGAGGACGGAUCGGACAUGUCCCGCAGCAUGUGGAUAUCGAUAUACGAUAUCCAUAACGAAAUUAUAACCGACCUCCUGAGCGCUGAUUCCAAACGGAAACGCAAGGCGCUCACCAUCGGUCAGGAUCCCAAUGGUCGGACCUUUGUCAAGGACCUUAUACAGCUGCCCGUCAACUCGGCGUCGGAGGCUUACGCUCUCCUCCAGUACGCCAGCCAGAAUCUAGCAACGGCGAAAACGAAAUUGAACGACAAUUCGUCGCGAUCGCAUUUGGUUUUCGAUCUCAAGGGGUUGCAUCGGGGAGGAGCAACAGCGAAACCAUUCGUGAAUCAUUUCGUCAUCAGCGAUCUCGCCGGCAGCGAGCGUCAGUCCAAGACCGGGACUUCAGGAACGACGCUAAGGCAAGCAGGCGCGAUCAACAAUUCCCUUCUGGUUCUCGGUCGUUGCCUGGAAGCCUUGCGCAAGAAAGACAAAGGCAUAGCCGCCCCUUUCCGGGAUUCUAAACUGACCCGCAUGCUGAACCCGUUCUUCACGCAAGGGGGUUACGUCAGUCUGAUCAUCUGCAUAAACCCCGACGUCCACCUACAGGAUGAGACCAUGGACACGAUCAGAUUCUCUGCUAUCGCUUCAGAAAUCGUCCAGGAUCCAGUCAGACCUAUCGAGCGACUCCGACAGCUCCGAAGACUAACUCUCGGCUGUAUUGAGAACAGUCCGAUGAAAAUCGUCUACGACACCGACGUAGAGCACUGGCAGGAUGCCGUGAACGGCACCGCCGUGCACGACGGGGUCGCUUAUCUUGAAGUCAAAGCCAGCUACUUCAACGACAUGGCGCGAGAUAUUCUCCGCGCCGAGAAACUGCUGACAGCGAACGAAGAGGAAAUCGAAUCCUUAAAGGGGAGACUGAGGGAGAGCGAGGUUUCGAAAGAAAACAUCAAGCUCAUGUAUCAGGACAAGAUGAAGGAGCAGAGGGAGAAAUUUUCGGCGCAGCGUGCGGAGUUGGAAGAAAUGCAUCGAGACAUGCAGAGGACUCUCGUGGAGGAGCUCGAAGAGGACAUCCAGACCUACAAAGACAAGUACACGAAAUACAGGGACGGAUAUGCGAAACUGAGCCAAUAUCUAAAGGACAGACUUUGGCCAGAGGUUUAUCUCUACCGCGAGAGAUUCGGUCAUCUGCCCGAGUUCCCGCCAAUGGAUGGAGCUCAAGAGAGUGAAACGAAAGCAGAAAACACGCUGAGGUACUGGCAAGAUAAACUCCAAGACAUGGAGCUCAAGUAUCGGGCUCUGAAAAGCAAAAUGAGUGAUAAGAAUAAGGAGCUGCAUCAAUUGGAGGAAGCAGUCCAGGAACAAGAGAAGUCGCUCCGGGAAACCCUCGCGGAGUGCGUGGAGGCUCGGGGAGAAUCGGCAACUUUGAAGCGCCAGGUGACGGAACUAAGCGAGCAAGUGGUAGCGCUGAAGGAUCAAUUGGACGACCAUGAGACGCUGGUCGAAGAAGUGAGCGAUCUGAAACGAUGUCUACGGGACGCCGAGGAACGUAGAGAAUGUCUCGUCGUCCAGCAUCAGAUAGAGAUCAACUCUCUGGAGGAAGAACUUCGGGGGCUCAAAGCAGAGCUCAGCGACGGUGUCGUCGAGCUUCGCCCGGAUAAUCCCAUGCUAGUUGCGGCACGAAUGCGGCGCGGCGUCGUCAACGGUCACGAUCUCAAAACACCGUCGAGAAUGAGCUCCAGAACACCGUCAACAGCCCGGACCAGGACACCGAGUAUGAUUUGCACGAAAACACCGACACGCUUGAGAUCACCGACUUCGAUUGUCACGCGGACACCGUCUGGACAUCUCACGAAAACACCGUCGAAGUAUCUCACAAAAACGCCGUCAAAGCGAAUCGAGGAGACACCCUCGAAGCUCCCCGCAAGAACUCCUCGAAGCAGGCUUGCGUCCCUCGAUGAUUAAUAAAGAGACUAUAG